AAGUAAAAUAAAAUUAGGUUUUGCACCCACUGUGACCCGAUUCUUCUAGAUUGUUUUUUUUUCCCUCUUUUUAGCACAACGCUACCAAGACUUUACUCCUAUCUCUGCGUAUCAUAGCCGCUCUCUCAACUUUCUCUUCAUUCUUCUCUAAGGUACCAAUUAAUUUGUACUCACAAUUACCUACAAUUUUUUGGUUCUUACUAGUAUCUAAUUUCUUUUACGAUCUGUGUAUAAGAUCUAAUUUAUUUUGCGCUGUCUGAAGCUUUAAUUAUUAAUUAGGGCAAUUGGUGAUUUGGGGUUUGAUAAAAAUGUGAAAUUGACAUACCCAUGUUCUUUUCUUGAUUUAUUUCUCUUGAGAAAAUUAUCUGUACUAUCUGUGUUUCAAUUUGUACUUUAUUGGCCGAUAAAAUAGAAGAUAAAUGAUUUUUACUCAAGGUAUCCCGUGUAAUUGGAUUUGCUACACUUGGUAUGUCGUUGUUUAUCCUGUGUAAUUGGUCGAGGUCGGUGCGGACACUACGUUCUUUAAAAAUAAAGAUAACGAUUUUUCUCUAUUGAUCGCUGGAUCCCAUAUUUUUCAAGAGGAAUAAAGAACUCACCUCAUGUUAGUGUUGAAGAAUGACUCAUGUAUCUUUGUUCUCUCGAUAUUAUAUAUUCUUGGCUAUAUUGGUGAUGUGCACAAUUUGAUGUGGUGAACAGUAUGCUAAGCAGUUAAGUAGUUAAUACUGAUGGGUAUUAUUAACUAAGUUAGAGGUGAUAGAUUGGGACUGUGGGCUUGUGAGUUCUUUUUCUUGUUUGCAUAUGAUUAAUCUGUACAAAUUUAGAAAUAUUUGUCCACGUUCCACACAUAGGAAGGAUGUUCAUUUCUUUAUUGGUGUCUGCCAAAUGGUAGGGUUUACAAAAUGAUUUUGGUGGUUGAUGUGCUUUCUGUGUAGGACAUAAAAGCAAAUUGUUCAAACUCAUGAACUUUGUGACAAAUUGGAGUAUACUAUUAUUAAGAUACUAUGUAGAGGAUUAUGUUGUUCAAGAUCUGUCCCAUUGAAUUGUAUUUUCAUUCUUUGUUCUUGAUGAUUAUAUAGAGCUCUUUACUUGUUUGUCUAAGCUUAUUAUUGUCCGAGGCAGACAAAAUGGAUCUAAUAUUGUAGUCCACAUAAGCAUGGCCGAUAUCAUAACUGAGUUAACCUUUCUGUGCACCUGUUGUGGCUCUUGGCUUGACUUCGCGCCUCUCUCUUUCCUCCACAAUCUCUGUUUCUCUCUAUUUCUUUUUCAGUAGCAGCAAUCUGUUUCAGAAAUGUCGGAGGAAGACGAAUAUCGUUGUUUUAUCGGUAACUUGUCAUGGUCAACUUCUGAUCGAGGAUUAAAAGACGCAUUUGAGAAGUUCGGCAAUCUUGUUGAUGCAAAGGUUGUACUUGACAAGUUCUCUGGCCGAUCUCGUGGAUUUGGUUUUGUUACGUUUGAUGAUAAGAGAGCAAUGGAAGAUGCCAUUGAAGCAAUGAAUGGAAUGGACUUAGACGGUCGUGCUAUUACUGUAGACAAAGCCCAGCCUCAACAAGGUUCAGGUAGAGAUUUUGAUAAUGAUCGACCUCGUGACCGUGACCGUGACCGAGAUCGCGGUCGUGAUCGCGAUCGUGGUGGCCGUGAUUAUGGAGGUGGGCGGGGAUCUGGUGGAGAUUGCUAUAAUUGUGGUAAGCCAGGACACUUUGCCAGAGAAUGCCCUAGUGAAGGAGGUAGAGGUGGUCGGUAUGGCGGCGGUGGUGGUAGAGGUGGACCUGACAGGAACGGAGAUCGAUAUGGUAGCCGCAGCAGCAGAGACGGCGGUGGUCGUGAUGGAGGUGAUCGUUAUAACCGUGAUCGCUCUGGGCCAUAUGAUCGUCGCAGUUCUGGAGGCUAUCGAGGCUGAUGCUUUAAAUUGUGCUGAAGAGUUAAGAGUCCUACAAGCUGGAUGCAAAUGAUUUGGUGUAUGUCUAUUUGGUGCCUUGUUUCCCUGGCCUGUCAGCGGAAUCGUUUGAGCUCUUGAGACCUGGCUGUUAUAAACUACUUUCUAUGUCCGUAAAUGUUCGAUAACGUGGUUUUAUUGGGAUCUUAUGCUUGCUUACUUUGCAAAUUUGAAUAUGGCCUCACACUUUUGAAUGGCACUGUGGUUGCUGGUUAUUUGCUUACAUGGUUUGGAAAUUUGAAAACUGUUGUUUGAUGCUGGA
Capsicum annuum is the source of this 2195-nucleotide messenger RNA. RefSeq names its product glycine-rich RNA-binding protein RZ1A. The transcript is spliced from 3 exons. The coding region runs from base 1289 to 1897 and encodes 202 amino acids. Gene Ontology annotation, molecular function: RNA binding; zinc ion binding. NCBI's taxonomy places the organism in Eukaryota, Viridiplantae, Streptophyta, Magnoliopsida, Solanales, Solanaceae. The record is from RefSeq and is a predicted model, not a curated record.